Molecule: messenger RNA, 1721 nt
Organism: Tribolium castaneum (red flour beetle)
Lineage: Eukaryota; Metazoa; Arthropoda; Insecta; Coleoptera; Tenebrionidae
Product: vanin-like protein 1
Exons: 6
Coding region: 166-1704 (512 amino acids)
Source: RefSeq, a predicted model, not a curated record
UUUUAUCAGCACGUCUGAAUAUGAAACUGCAAAAACGCAAAUUUUUGCUAGACGUGGAAAUGGUUAAAGUGUAAAGUCAUUUGUUACUAAUCUUAUCUUUUGAUCCAAUAUAAGUGUCUCACAAGACGAGAUUGUCAUUUAAAAUAACAAAUCUCAACGAGAGACAUGAUUUUUCUCGCGUUGUGUUUAUCAAUAUUGGCCUUUUCGCAAGCCGCAAAAUGGGACAAUGUGAACAUUGCAGUUGUGGAGUAUCAGCCAGUGGAUAACGUUUCGUUAAACGCGAAACAAUACAUCGAAAUUUUAAAAAACAUAACAAAUACUAAGUUGGAUUUGGUCGUUUUCCCUGAAGAUACACUUCGUUCGGAUCGAAACACGUCCGUCGAAUUCAAAGUGUUGGACACUCCGUGCGAUUCCGACACUUUUGCCGAUUUUUUACACGAUCUUUCAUGUGCUGCUCGAUUGUCACGUACUUACCUCGCUGUAAAUCUUGUCGAAAAAGUCAAAUGUGAUAAAAGUGAAGCGGACUCGAGCGAUAAUUGCAAAAAUUACGGGUUUUAUUUCUACAACACUGAUGUGAUUUUUGACCGUAAUGGCACUAUUGUUAACCGUUAUCGCAAGUAUAAUCUUUUCGGUGAGUACUCAAUGGACAGGCCUGAGACACCCGAAGAGAUUGUUACUGAGACCGAUUUUGGCUUAAAACUUGGAGUUUUUACGUGUUUUGAUAUUUUGUUCAAAGCCCCAGCUCAGGAACUGCUUAAAGAUGGAAUCGAUGCUGUGAUUUACCCCACGAUGUGGUUCUCAGAAUUGCCGUUUUUGACCGCAAUGCAGGCGCAACAAAUGUGGUCUUACGGCCACAAUAUCACACUUUUUGCUGCGGGGGCUAACAGUCGCUCCGCCGGAAGUGGCGGAAGUGGUGUUUAUCGCGGUGUCAAAGGUCUAACAGUUGGGGGCGUUGUGGCAGAGGGUGGAACCCAAGCUUUUAUUUAUCAAGGUGAUGACAAAAAACAAGCGAGUGAAGAUGUGGACGAAUUGGCGAAAAAAAUGGACGGUUUUCACUUGAAAGUUGAUGACAGUGUUCAAGAUUACAAAACUGUGGUUUUGAACACGUCUGUUAAAUCCACAAAGACUGAGCUUUGCUACGAGAAUGAGGACAAGGAACAGUUUUGUUGCAAUUUUACAGUCGAGACAACUUUAGAUGCAAUUAAACCCGACUUAAACUUUUACACUUAUCGCCUAGUGGCGUUUUCGGGGAUUCGGUCAUAUUCAGGCGUUGCCAAUGGUGGGAUUGAAAUUUGCGGGAUUAUCGCCUGUUUGAAUAAUUCCCUAACUUCGUGUGCCCAAAGAUUCCCGAAUUAUGAUAAAGUCCAGUGGCCCGUAACGUUUGAAAAAAUCACAAUUUCCGCAAAUUUUGAGAAGAGCGAAAAUCAUACGCAAUUUCCCAACUCACUUAAAAGCUCCAUACGACCGAUAGACACAACUGAAACGGCCUGGAGUGGGUCACAAGUCACACGAGACGGAAAAGAUUUGAUAGAGCGCAAGUUUUCCAUAACUAAGCCUCAGAAUAGGUUGCUAACUUUCGCUAUUUUUGGACGCAACUUUGAACAAGACUCCACGCCACGUGAUGAUAACAACUCAAGUGGCCACUUAUCCGCACUUUGGGUUUUAUUGUGCACGUCAUUGUUUGUCUUGUAUGAAAUAAAGUAAAGUUGCUCACCCUUUUA